Symbiodinium sp. CCMP2592 is the source of this 543-nucleotide messenger RNA. NCBI's taxonomy places the organism in Eukaryota, Dinophyceae, Suessiales, Symbiodiniaceae. The record is from the annotation of a GenBank genome assembly.
AUGGAUGUGUUUCUCUUGGUUCUCAUACUGACCAUCUUCGGCUUAGCGAUUGUCACGAACACACGCCUUUUGCUCCACUACCAGCAGCCCGAGGAUUCCGGCUUCGCGACGAGCCCACUAUGCAAGGUGGUGAUCGUGACCAGCCUGACCUUAGCCUGGAUGGUGAACCUCCUGCUGCCCAUCGAUGUGCGGAACUCCAGGCCUGUGCCCGGAUUUCUGGACAUGCAGACAUUGUGGAUGGCGGCAUUUAUCACAGUGCUCGUCUUCCUAGUCUUGAUCGUUCCAGCGGCCAUGUUUUACUACGAGGUGGAAGGCGACGACUUUGUGAAGAGGAAGAGGAGCUAUGUCCUGCGCUCGCUGUUCCUAUCUUUUGUCUUUUCGGCAGCAUUCCUUGGCAUCAGCUUCCCCUUCCUGUCCAAGGCAUCAAUCCCGAUAGUCGAGUACACCUGUGAGGAUUGGGAUCGAGGGGAUGCGACCUUACAGCUCGGAAAGAUUUGUGGCAAAGGGCAGAGCAAGGAGAUUGAGAUCCAGGCGACUUGUUGA